This is a messenger RNA of Hyposmocoma kahamanoa, 2213 nucleotides long. RefSeq lists its product as uncharacterized. Bases 71 to 1861 code for a protein of 596 amino acids. NCBI's taxonomy places the organism in Eukaryota, Metazoa, Arthropoda, Insecta, Lepidoptera, Cosmopterigidae. Gene Ontology annotation, molecular function: protein binding. The transcript has a single exon. The record is from RefSeq and is a predicted model, not a curated record.
UGUGUGUCAGAAUUCCAACAUUGCAGUGCGUACCGAUCGCGGUAUUCAGAUCUUAAAAUUGACCCACAACAUGUAUUGUGUGGAUAAGGAUAUCAACUAUUCGGUCAGUUAUUUACCUAUUCCGAAGCACAGUCCAGCUACAGAAUUUUUCUCCAGAGAUUUAUUUCUUAAACCAAUGAAAAAUUUAGACUAUACAGAAAUGAUUAUGGAUUCGGCAUUUUGGCCUCAUAAUCCUCAGCUUUUAAAGGAAAUGACAAGCGUUACAAUGAUUUCGUGGUCCCCAGAAGGAGUAACAAGAAAUAACGAACAUGUGCUGGCCGUUUUGACCAAUAUAGGCAAUAUAGAAUUAUUUGGUCCACAUAUAAGCUAUUACGAAAGUCUAUUCAAUUUAUCGAAAGCUAUUAAAGUUUAUGUAAGUAAAGGAAUGGAGACUCCGAAGACUAUAGAAGCACUAAAAACUGCAGUAAAAGCUAUACAAACUAUUUCUUUUUGUUGGGGACCUAAACUAUUCAACAGUUCUUUUUACUUUGUUACUGCACAGAGAAAUGGUAAUAUUCUAAUUUGGCUAAUACAUUUCAAGCAAGAAGUAAAAGCGGAACUUAGAGGUGUGAUUGAAACCGAUGAAGAAAUACAUACAGUAAUGUGGUUACACAAAUGUGAUGAUUCCUUUUUGCUGAUCUGCUCAAAUGUAUCUGGACAAAUUAAUGUAUACGAUUGCCAGAAUGCAGAAAAUCUGCUUGUCACUAACACAGCUUGUUUGUGGACUUAUAAAGAUAGAAUGGUAGCAAAACACAUAGUACACACUGUCAUAGAUAACAAAAUUGCUUUGGUCUUUAGUAAACAUCGCCAUUUAAUAAUAUUAUUAUUAGACAAAAAUUACAACAUACUUUCUCAAGUUGCAAGAAAUGUAAAUGAUAAGAGAAUAACCAAUAUCAGAAAAGGGAAACAUUGUGUCUAUCUAAGUACAGUCAAUAGCCAGAUUUUUAAAAUUACAUUCAGCAUUAUGAGUACUGAUUUGAACAUCAAUGUUCAUGCCAUUGAACUAAACCAAUAUCGGAAUUGCGAAUUGUAUAGCUUUGAUAAGUCAAUUAACGAGGCUUGGUGGGUUUUAGGUUUUUUCAACCGACAAGUAUCACAUAGAAAAGACAUUGAUAAACUGGACAUAAUUUUCUUUCAUAAUACGGAACAAAAUGACAUAGAAUUACUGCUGAACAAUCCCACAAAUAAAUUAACAAAUGUCUGGGAUCAUUUACAAAUUUUGAGAUGCAAAGUUAUUAAACAAAGAAUCAUGCCGGAAGUAAAUUUUGUUGAAUUAUACAAAUCGGGCAAUGUAAAUGUGUACAAACAUAAACUCUAUUUACUAUUGUUAACACUGUACUUAAAUUUGAAAAAAUUCUCCAGAAAUAUCAUAAAAGGUUCCUUACCAGAGACCUCAAUCGAAGUUAUUAAAGAAGAAAUUCUAUUAGCACAUGCAAAAAAUGUAAUUAAUGAAUACUAUAAUAGUUAUCAACACAGCAACUGCACGCUGGACCCUUUAAAAUUAAAAUGGUUUGUUGGUGCUAAGAAUUUUAUUGAGUAUUAUUGUACAAAGAAUAGAAAGUAUGUCAGUGACUUGGUUGACACAAAUAUAUGGAAUUUAACUAAAGUGGAAAUGCGGUAUAAGUGUCAGUGUUGUGAUGAAUUUAUUCAAGGAUUAUGGUGUUCACAUCGGCAUCUAAACAUGUUCUGUAUGAUAACAUUUACGCCUAUAGAAAGCAAUGACUACUUGUAUUGUUCAAACUGUAAUAGUACAGCUAGAAUAGAAUUGUAUGAGAAUAAUCCAAUGUGUGUGUUUUGUGAUUUAUACUUAGUGAAAAAUUAAACUUACAUUUAUUUUAAAAUUCUUUUGCUUCAUUUCUCCUAUGACUGUGGUUAAUAGUGUUUUGGCCCCCCUGCAAUAAAAUCUCUAGAAACUUUUGAUGUUCCAGAACGUCUACCCAAUAGAAAGCUCCAUGUCUUAUAGGUACAUGAUAAAAUUUUGCAACAUUUUUAAUAUAACCAUGUAAUAAGUCUAAGCGUGAAGCACAGAGAGCAGGUGCGGGUCUGGCCGUGACCGCAAUGGGUCUUACCGUGUAUUUAUAUGGAGAAGGACAACACACCAAGCGCGGGCGCGCGACGGGGUUGUCCAUAUAAAUACACGGAAUUAGAUAAUAGUUACUUUAUUAUUAUUUGGG